CACAUAACUGUGGGCGGUUGCAGUCUGGGCCCCAGACAGCCUGCCUCUCUGAACUGAGCUGACAGCAUGAAGGUUCUCGCAGCUCUGCCUCUGCUGCUGCUGCUGCUCUCUGCACCUCCCUGCGCCCCACAGGCCUCUGGGAUCCGGGGAGAUGCUCUGGAGAAGUCCUGCCUUCAGCAACCCCUGGACUGUGAUGAUAUCUACGCUCAGGGCUAUCAGGCAGAUGGUGUGUACCUCAUCUACCCCUCUGGCCCCAGUGUACCAGUGCCUGUCUUUUGUGACAUGACAACUGAGGGUGGCAAAUGGACGGUUUUCCAGAAAAGAUUUAACGGCUCAGUGAGUUUCUUCAGGGGCUGGAACGACUACAAGCUGGGCUUUGGCCGUGCGGAUGGGGAGUACUGGCUGGGUAAGGUGGGGCCACAGGGUAGGGACUGCCCCUCAGCCAAGUUUUUGCUAACCAGCUGCUACCGGUCUCUAGGGUUGCAGAACCUGCACCUCCUGACCCUGAAGCAGAAGUAUGAGUUGCGAGUGGACUUGGAAGACUUUGAGAACAACACAGCCUAUGCCAAGUAUGUUGACUUCUCCAUCUCCCCCAACGCUGUCAGUGCUGAGGAGGACGGCUAUACCCUCUACGUGGCUGGCUUCGAGGAUGGUGGGGCAGGUGACUCACUGUCCUACCACAGCGGCCAGAAGUUCUCUACCUUCGACAGAGACCAGGACCUCUUCGUGCAGAACUGUGCAGCCCUCUCCUCGGGAGCCUUCUGGUUCAGAAGCUGCCAUUUCGCCAAUCUCAAUGGCUUCUACCUGGGUGGUUCCCACCUCUCCUAUGCCAAUGGCAUCAACUGGGCCCAGUGGAAAGGCUUCUAUUACUCCCUCAAGCGCACUGAGAUGAAAAUUCGUCGGGCCUGAGGGGCUGGCUCAGGCAAGCCCCAUGUCUCCCCUAAAAGCCCCAAGUCUUCAUGAUAUACCCACAAGACACUACUUCUGCUGCUCUUUAAGCACCAGCAAUGACCUAGAAAAUUCCUGUCCCAUGUCCAGGCCCUAUUGCUUUCCUAAGGCUAGGCUAUCAGCAACCCACCAGGCCUUUCUCUGGCUCAGACAUCCCAGCCUGGAUCUGGCUGCCCCUUAUAAAAACCCCAAGUUGCUUCUAUUCCUUCCUGACAACUGAAAGCCAGAAGCUACCUUCUAGCUGCCAGCUUUUGCAUUCCACCCCAGCCAAGUCCCUUAUUGCAGACCCAUCUGUUUGGGGCUACCCUAGGCAGAGUAAUACAGCACCUAUGGCAUUUGCCAGACAGCUCAUGCAUAGUUGCUGUUACACCCCAGCACUCCCACCCAGAACACGUCCCACCCUUGGUCUCCCCUUCACCAACUUAUUCCCUUAUAGUGAGCACCAUGGAACCCAACUCACCUGCCUUUAAAGUUCAUUGCCAAAACAAUAUUCACCACAGCUACUACUCAUCAACCCUGAAGUAGUCACUGGCAAGAUAGGCAUGUUAACUAGGUUCCUUACUUGCCCCAGGGAUUAUCAAUGAAAGGCAGCAGGGAAUAAUCUGUGGGGCUGGGAGUGGGUGGGAAGUGGAGGUCUCAAUAAACCUUAAGGAUCUGAUGCA
Phodopus roborovskii (desert hamster) is the source of this 1610-nucleotide messenger RNA. RefSeq names its product microfibril associated protein 4 (gene Mfap4). The record is from RefSeq and is a predicted model, not a curated record. Gene Ontology annotation, biological process: elastic fiber assembly. The transcript has 5 exons. The coding region runs from base 67 to 909 and encodes 280 amino acids. NCBI's taxonomy places the organism in Eukaryota, Metazoa, Chordata, Mammalia, Rodentia, Cricetidae.